Messenger RNA from Rhinopithecus roxellana (golden snub-nosed monkey), 3289 nucleotides. RefSeq names its product collagen alpha-1(I) chain-like. The record is from RefSeq and is a predicted model, not a curated record. NCBI's taxonomy places the organism in Eukaryota, Metazoa, Chordata, Mammalia, Primates, Cercopithecidae. Bases 30 to 956 code for a protein of 308 amino acids. The transcript has a single exon.
UCCCUGAGCCAGUCGGUAAAGCUGCGGGAAUGCGCACUCUCCCAUCGGCCCGGAGCCCUGCCCUCCCCGCGCAGGGCCCACGUUUUCCGAGAAUCCAAAGCGGUCUCCAGGUGUUAGAACCGAGCGCUCCCAGCCGCACCCCGCGAGGGAAUCCUCCGCAGGCCGAGACUGGGGGCGCCGUCAGUCAGUAUUGGGGCUGCGCAGGCUCUGGCCCUGGCCCUGGCCCUGGCCCUGGCCCUGGUCCUGGUCCUGGCCCUGGCCUUGGCCGGGGGCCCAGUUCCCUGCAGCCUUGCACGCCGGCAGGCACGGCUCCCGGCUCGGGGUCUGCUGGCUGCCCUUCCCUAAUUGGGAUUCUCGGCCUCUCGGAGGCCCCGGCUGCGCACUGGGGCUUCCAGCGAGAGGCUGGGCCGCGGGGCUCGGGAUCCUUCCCGGGCUGGCAAGGCGCAUUGGACCGAGGGCGGGGCGAUGCGCCCGGGGCCCGGGUCGGACCAGCUGCGCCUACUUCCCGGGCAGGCUCAGUGGGAACCGUGCGCCUGGCGGCUCCACCCUUCUUCCAGGGUGCUGCCACGCCCUCCAGGACAUCUUGUAAAGGGCUUAGCACUUUUUUCCUUUGCUCCUCUUGCCCCGAGGGCCCCUGCUUACCCCUAAACUCAGAGUCGGGCGCCACCAGGUUCGGGGGAGCCCGGGGCACAGGCGGUCCCGGCAGUCAGCCUUCGAUUCCCGCCCCAUCCCCAUCCCCCUUUGUCCGCGGUGGAUGCGGCGACCAUUCUCAACCCGCAGGGCCUGGGGCCGGGCCUCGGCCUCUUUUCCCCGUGGCAGCCUCAGGCCCUGUGGGGCAGGGAAGGGGCCCCGCGAUCUCCCAGGCAGGUCCGAGAGGGAUAUGUAGAUUCAUUCUCCUGUGGAGAACAGGUGGCCCCGAGAUCAGGCCCUUUUUUGCUCUUUGUAUUUUAUUUUGAAACUGUAUUUAAUGCUUUUAUAUGAAAGGGGGAGGGGCAGGGACAGAGGACCCAGUCACCCUUAUGUGCAAAUGUCUUAUUUAUUAUGCGUGUAUCAGAGAUAAGCUGUGAGAGGCGGUGGAGGGAGGACCUGAAGGAAGGAGGAGCGAGGGCAGAGGCGGGGACGGGAGGACCCCAACUAGCUGUGCUGAUGUUACUCUUGCUGGGAGACUCCGGGCCCUACUGUCUGCUCUUCACAAAGCCGGGCUGCUGCAGGGACAGUUCCCUCGGUCCUAAAGCCGGGGCGGGGAGGCUAGUGGGUGGAACUUGAGGGUUAGGUCUGGAGGAAGAGAUGCCCUGGCACCGGGGGCCAGCCCCUGCCUGGGGGUGGGAAAGCAAAGGGCAAAGAGGAGGCCCCUCCUCUCACCCCUGACCCCCCAGGCCAGAACCCAAGGUUCAAGUGCCUCAGGCCCAGUCCCCUUGACUCUUCCUGUUUUGGAGUUGGAUUUUAUACCACGGAUUUUAUAGCAUUUUUAUAUAAUUCAAGAUUGUCAGAAUUGGAAAGGGCCCUGGAGAUCACUAGUACCACCCUCCUCCCCUUCACAGAUAGGUAAAUUGGAGCCCAGGAACCCAGAUGAUCACACAGCCAGGUGGGGACAGUAGAAGAACUAGAAUGAAAAUUCUAGCUCCCGACUCAGUGUUCUUUACACAAUACCAGGCUGCUUCCCAAUUCACUGGUUAUUAAAAUUUGUCAGGCCUGCCGAAGGAUUGACAUGCUGGGCUGCAGGCCACCACAGUGGAUAUGUGACUCCUGAAGGUGGCAAAGCCCUGCACACUGUUUGGGGAUGAGCACGCUGAGCUUUGCAGGGCCUCAGCUGGAAGGCGCCGUGGGCUCAGCCUUCCUCUCCCCAGCAGAACUGGAGGUGGGACGGCUGCCACCGGGCCCAAGGCCUCCUCGGCAGGGGGCUUUGUGCUCUUUGUUGUGGAGGCCACCAGGGAUUCAGGAAGAUCUUGAAUGGGUUGUCAGUUGACUGAAAAGUAAAUUCCCAGUGAGUUUGAACCUCCAGGGUUUUUGGGACAGUAUUAAAAGCUUGAGAACGGAGAUUAUGGAUGGCACCAGGCUGUGCACUGCCAUUCUUUUACUUUCCUUCAUGUAUUUUUUCGGAUCCAGAGUAUUAACACCCUCAAUAUUACUCUGCCUGCUCAAAAACAGUAGGUAAAUUGGGGCAACCAAUUUAUAAUCACUCAAGCCCACUGCCAAAGUUCAGAUAAGCCAGGGCGGAGGAGUUAGAGGUUUUCCCUCCUCCAUAGGCAGGGAGAGGCCUCAGGAGGAGAGUGGACAUGUUUACUGAGACAGCCCCAAACACACCAGCUCAAAGUGUCUCUCUCAGAGCAGCAGCAUCACCUUAGGAAUCUGCUAGAAAUAAAAAUUCUUGGGCCAUACCCUAGGGUUACUGAAUCAGAAACUUGGUUGGGGCCUAGCAGUCUGUUUUCAUGAGCCCUUCACUGAUCUUAAUGCAGCUGAAGUGCUGGGCACCCGUGAUGGGGAAGGGCUGUGGUCGUGAUUCCGGUGAUUUCUGCUUUGAUGGAAGUUACGGCCUCACAGGUUAGAGGCUGCAAGUUGAGUUGGCCUCCUUGCCUUGGGAUUCUGACAUGAACAGGUGAAGUCUCCAUGAUUUUUUUUUUUUUUUUUUUGGUUAAUGGUAUGCUUGCUAUUAUGGCCAAUAUGUAAAUGUUACUCUGAAUACAUAUUUAUAUACCAUGUUACUUAGUGACAUUAUUCAGACAUUUGUAUGCGUAUUUGUGAAGUUGUUUGCAUCAGUCAUUUAAAGAAUAUUUCAGCCUAAGUUUUCUAAGAGGUAUGUUGAAUACAUUUUUAAAAGCCAGCUUAAGGGUCACAGCAGCCUUAGUUUAGGAGAAGAGCUAAUCACAGGUGACCACUCAAGUUCUUUCAAUGAAGACCUGAUGAUGUAUUUAGUUCCCAUUUUCCAUGGUGAUUGACUCAAUUUAAGUGCAUUGUGGCUAUAUAUAAUUUACAGGCUGCUUUACGUUGCAGGUGGGGAAAUCUCCCAGGCUGGUGUGAGGCCGAUCUGGGAUAAAAGACCCCCUGACCCCUCCUCAUUCUUCUAAGGUCACCACCUCUUAGAGGGUCUCUUAUUUUCUUUCAGAGAUCAAAUGCACAGUUACUCUCUACAACUAAAUUCUGCAGUCUUGGGAAUCCUUACGAUUAUCAACUAUUAGUCACUUUUUAAAGCCCCCAAAGUGGAGUGAGGAUAGGGGGAGUGGAAACAGUGUUUGGUUCUUACUUUACCCAAACUGUGUAUAAAGAAUAAAGUUAGCAGAAUGAUGCCACA